AUGGCUCGCAUCUGGUUCGUCACCGGCUCUUCCAAAGGCCUCGGCCUCGCCAUCGUCGAAGCUGCCCUCGCGGACGGCGACAAUGUCGUCGCUACCGCCCGCAAACCUUCCACAGUCGACCACCUACUCGAAAAAUACGGCCCUGAUCGCAUCCUGCCACUGGCCCUCGAUGUCUCCAAGAACGACCAGGUCGAGAGCGCCGUCAAGGCUGCCGUGGACAAAUUCGGCCGCAUUGACGUCGUCGUCAACAACGCCGGCUACGCCAUCCCUCGAGCGCUCGAAGACACGUCCGUCGAGCUCUUUCAGGAGCAGAUUGACACCAAUUUUCUAGGCACCGUCUACGUGACCAAGGCCGUGACCCCGAUCCUGCGGAAGCAGCAGUCUGGCCGCAUCCUGCAGGUCUCUUCCGUGGGCGGCAGGUUGGCCACUCCUGGAUUAUCGGCGUAUCAAGCUGCGAAAUGGGCCGUCGGAGGCUUCACCGGCGUCGUGGCCAAGGAGCUGGCGCCGUUCGGCAUCAAGCUCACCGUGCUGGAGCCCGGCGGCAUGAAGACGGACUGGGCUGGGUUUAUAGGAGAGGAAAUUUUCAUAAGCGACCCGUAUCAGCAGACAGUGGGAGAGUUCCAGAAGAUCCGAGAGAAGUACAGCGAGUUUCGCUCGGAUCCAAAGAAGGUGGCAGAUGUGAUUGUCAAGAUAUCCAAGGUGGACGAUCCGCCGCUGAAGCUGCUGCUGGGCCCUGAGACGGUCGAUCUGGCAAAGCAGGCUUCGGCUGAGCUUGCGGCGUCGGAUGAGAAGUGGAGGGAUGCGACUCUUCUAAAGAUUUAA
Trichoderma citrinoviride is the source of this 822-nucleotide messenger RNA. RefSeq names its product NAD(P)-binding protein. The record is from RefSeq and is a predicted model, not a curated record. The coding region runs from base 1 to 822 and encodes 273 amino acids. NCBI's taxonomy places the organism in Eukaryota, Fungi, Ascomycota, Sordariomycetes, Hypocreales, Hypocreaceae. The transcript has a single exon.